AUGGACGUGUCAGAAGGGGCUUGUGAAGUGGUGCCCACCCCACCGAUAAAAGACCCGACCUCCAAACCAAAGCAAUUCGAACCAGCGAUUCCUUCAGCUGCGUUCCAAAUUUACGACCUCGCCACCAGGGCUAUUGCACAACUGUGGAAGCCAGAUGAUUCUUCACCGUCGCUGCCCUCCCGUGGCGAAAUGAUCGCUUGGGUUAAGAACCGCCUCGCCUGGGCAAACACGAUCCUGGCUCGAGGGAGCUUCAACACUCGUAUGGUAUACGCCCCUGACUGGAGUGAUUGGCUUGAUGAAACUUCAGGUUUCCGAGUGAAUGAGCAUUUGGGAUACGGGCGCACAGGCUGGGCGUUCUGGUUGAACAAUAGAGAAUUUUGCAACUCCCUCAUGGAUGGGAUAUACAGCUCCCAUGUCUAUCGAUUGUUUGACAGCCAUGGCAAGCGGAAAGCAUGGGCUGGCGCAAAAGAGGCGAUCAUCAGUGCUAAUGAGGAGGCUGAACGACGACGCCAAGAGCGCGUACAGCGCACACAGAAGGAUUAA
Cladophialophora bantiana CBS 173.52 is the source of this 543-nucleotide messenger RNA. RefSeq lists its product as uncharacterized. The coding region runs from base 1 to 543 and encodes 180 amino acids. The transcript has a single exon. NCBI's taxonomy places the organism in Eukaryota, Fungi, Ascomycota, Eurotiomycetes, Chaetothyriales, Herpotrichiellaceae. The record is from RefSeq and is a predicted model, not a curated record.